Messenger RNA from Python bivittatus (Burmese python), 735 nucleotides. NCBI's taxonomy places the organism in Eukaryota, Metazoa, Chordata, Lepidosauria, Squamata, Pythonidae. The record is from RefSeq and is a predicted model, not a curated record.
AUGGGUGCUGGAGUCCUUCCUGACGGCCUCCUCCUCCUCCCCCUCCUCCUCCUCGCAGCCCAUUUCUUGCACCAGCAGAAAUGCGACUGCCACUUCUUCAACGGGACGCAGCGGGUGCGCUACCUGUUCAGGUACAUCUUUGACCGGCAGGAGUAUCUCCGGUUCGACAGCGACGUCGGGACGUUCGUGGCCGUCACCCCGCUGGGGCAGUACUCGGUCGACUAUUGGAACACCCGCCAGGACCUCCUGCAGCCCCGGAGGGCCUCCGUGGAUCGCUUCUGCAGAUACAACUAUGAGGUGGCCAAGGCGGGGCUUGUGGUUGGCCGGAGAGCCAAGCCCACCGUCACCAUCUCCCCCACCAAGACGGACCCCGGUUCCCCCAACACCAUCCUCCUCUGCACCGCGACCGGCUUUUACCCCCUGGAGAUCGACGUCCAGUGGCUGAAGAACGGGCGGCCGGAGCAGGAGGGCGUCGCCUUCGGGGAGGAGCUCCAGAACGGGGACUGGACCUACCAGCUCCAGGUGCUGCUGGAGACCCAGCCCCAGCGUGGGGACGUCUACGCUUGCAAGAUGGGGCACGCCAGCCUGGAGGCCCCUGUCACUGUCCAGUGGGAGCCACGUUCCUCCAACGCUGCCAAGAGCAAGCGCUGGACGGGGGCCGUGGGGGCCGUGCUGGGGGUGGUCUUCCUGGCUGUGGGGCUCUCCCUCUACCUGAAGAACAAGAAAGGUGAGUCC